UAUCGGUGUUUCCUUUGUGGAAUGAGAUUAGCAGAAAUGAAUGGUAAAAAUGCAACUGGGUUGCAAUUACCACGGUCUUAUGGGAAUGUAUACUCACUGGUGACACCCGUAGGUGCACUGAAUGUAUAGUGCGUCACCUUUUGACACUAUCGCCAUCAUCCGUUCUUGAGUAGUAAUUGCAAUGGUGCUUGCGGUAAUUAAACCACAGGCACAUUGAUAUUGCACAGUUUCUGUAAUUCAGAAUCCUGCUUGUAGAGCCAAUGCAACGUACAUGCACGAGAGGGGGAAUGACGCACUCGCGGGUUUACCCACAACGCACAAAGCUGCAUCUCGGAGUGCGGCAGUUCAUUUGCAGUGGAGAGCGCUUCUGUUUCCCUGGGACGUCACUUAAAUGCGUCGUCAUACAGUGAAUUUCGCGACGUUUUCGAACGCCGUCAUAGCAUCUUCCCCAUUCCCAUGGAUUUUCCAUCUUUAUAGCUGAAGGCUCCACCCUCCUGUCAAAGCAGAGGAUGGGGCAGGAGCGGCGGGCACUCUUCUCGGUGUUUGAUUUCCUCGAUGAGUCAGCCCUGCUGCCAGGCUUGGCUCCCCUAAAAUAAAACCAAGGACUAACGUGGACAGCAGGUGUUCUGUGGUAUCAGUGGGGCUACAGCACCACCUCACCAAGCGGUACCAUCCGCUGCUGGUUACGUUGCCUCGCAAGUGUCGUUCAAAAUGUGCGAAUCAGUGAAGAGCUUGCCAUCCCCUACCUCCCCGGGAACAGCACAUGUCCAGGGGCCAGGCACCUACAAAGGAUGGCUCUUCAAGUGGACCAACUACCUGAAGGGCUACCAGCGGCGGUGGUUUGUCCUUAGCAACGGCCUGCUGUCAUACUACAGAACGCAGGCGGACAUGGCGCACACCUGUCGCGGCACGAUCAGCCUGGCGGCGACGCACAUCGAGGUGGGAGACCAUUGCCACCUGGUGCUGAGCAGCGGCGGCCGCAGCUACUACCUGAAGGCCAGCUCCGAGGGCGAGUGCCAGCGCUGGAUCUCUGCCCUGCAGCAGGCCAAGGCCAACACCCCCCACAUUAUGCACCACUCAGACGACUCUGGUGACGAGGCGGGUCCCGGGGGCGUGACGCAGGCAGAGCGGGCGCUGACUCAAGGCGCGCUGAAGACGCUGGCCAGCAAGCUCGAGGACCUGAGCACGUGCAACGAGCUGAUCGGGAAGCACGGGGCCGCGCUGCAGCGCUCGCUGGCCGAGUACGAGGAGCUGCACGCCUUCCUGGUCGCCGCGGCAGCCGCCAACGACGCCACGUCAGGGCCGCCCAACGACAAGCUCAAGGCAGUCAACGAGCGUGCUGCGCUCUUCCGCAUCACCUGCAAUGCUAUGGUCAAUGCAUGCCGAGACUUCCUGGAGCUAGCCGAGUGCCAGAACCGGCGGUGGCACCGAGCGCUGCAGCACGAGAGGGAACAGCGCCAUCACCUGGAGGAAACUAUAGAGCAGCUGGCCAAGCAGCACAACUGCCUGGAGCGCGCCUGGAGGGAGGCACCCAGCACACAGGUGGCGGAGCAGACGGAGGGAGAUGAGAGUGAGGAGGAUGACAACACAGAGUUCUUCGACGCCAUGGAGGAGUCAGCCUUCAUAACAGUCACCUCUGCUGACCACAACAACCAGCACAGACUCUCUACUGGCAGCCAGAGCAUGAGUGGAGGCCUAGCUACCGACUGGAGCCAACAGAACAAUGCCUCAGAGUCGGGUCAGCUGCGUAGAGCCCGGCGCACGCGCAUCCCAGACAAGCCCAACUACUCCCUCAACCUCUGGAGCAUCAUGAAGAACUGCAUCGGCAAGGAGCUGUCUAAGAUACCCAUGCCCGUGAACUUCAACGAGCCGCUCUCCAUGCUGCAGCGGCUGACGGAGGACCUGGAGUACUCAGAGCUCCUGGACCGCGCGGCGCUCUGCUCCUCCUCGCUGGAGCAGCUGUGCCUGGUGGCCGCCUUCUCCGUCUCCUCCUACUCCACCACCGUGCACCGCACCGGCAAGCCCUUCAACCCACUGCUGGGGGAGACCUACGAGCUGGAUAGACUCGACGACUACGGAUACCGCUCACUCUGCGAACAGGUGAGCCACCACCCCCCAGCAGCUGCCCACCAUGUGAUGUCCCAGCGGGGCUGGACCCUGUGGCAGGACAUCACCAUCGACAGCAAGUUCAGAGGGAAAUACAUCUCUGUCAUGCCACGAGGCUGCAUCCAUCUGCAGUUCCAUGCCAGUGGUAACCACUACGUCUGGGGCAAGGUGACCUCCACCGUACAUAACAUCAUCGUCGGCAAGCUCUGGAUUGACCAAUCGGGGGACAUUGAAAUAGUCAAUCGCAGAACGAAAGACACCUGCCACUUGAAGUUCUCUCCCUACAGUUACUUCUCUCGAGACUCACCCCGCAAGGUGACGGGAGUGGUGAUGGAUGGAGAGGACACGGCUCACUACAUCCUGUCAGGCACGUGGGACGAGAAGAUGGAGUGUGCCAAGAUCGUGGACAGCAGCGGGGGCUGCGGAGGGGGACCUGAGGCACGCCAGAAGACCGUUUACCAGACCCUGCCCCCCAAACUACUCUGGAAGAAAUACCCUUUACCAGAGAACACGGAGAACAUGUACUACUUCUCUUCGCUGGCGUUAACCCUUAACGAGCUGGAGGAGGCGGUGGCGCCCACUGACAGCCGUCUGCGGCCCGACCAGCGGCUCAUGGAGGCGGGGCUAUGGGACGAGGCCAACGCCCAGAAGCAGAGGCUGGAGGAGAGCCAAAGGUUGGAGCGCCGCAAGAGGGAGGCCCAGACGGCCAUGGCACUGGAGGAGGGCCGAGACAUCGACAGCUACCAGCCGCUGUGGUUUGAGAAGCGUUCGGACUCGGACACAGGGUACAGCAGCUACGUGUACCGCGGAGGCUACUGGGAGGCUAAAGAGACCCAGGACUGGAGCCAGUGCCCCAAUAUCUACUAGUUACACACAGAGGACAAGCCUGCUGCUGCUGCUACUGAUGUGAGGCCUGUGGGCAGCCCAUGAAUACAUUUACACUCACAGACAGGGCUGCAGAUGCAGAACAGAACUGAUCCUGGACCUGUGUGAGUGCCAUCGGUGUGACGCGACUUGGGAGCCAGGACCACCGACGCAGCUUACCACUACCAACAACAACAAAAACAAAACACAUUUCAAAACCGCCUGAGAAAAAAAAAUGACUGACUUGUUUUUGUGCUGGGCUCUCAUCAGUGAUUACAUAUCAGGCUGUACUGUACAAACACACAACUUUGUGCGUGUGACCGUGUGUGUGUGUGUGUGUGUGUGUGUGUGUGUGUGUGUGUGUGUGUGUGUGUGUG
This is a messenger RNA of Engraulis encrasicolus (European anchovy), 3347 nucleotides long. Its product is annotated as oxysterol-binding protein 2-like. Gene Ontology annotation, cellular component: perinuclear endoplasmic reticulum; plasma membrane; cytosol. The record is from RefSeq and is a predicted model, not a curated record. Gene Ontology annotation, molecular function: cholesterol binding. NCBI's taxonomy places the organism in Eukaryota, Metazoa, Chordata, Actinopteri, Clupeiformes, Engraulidae. Bases 712 to 2973 code for a protein of 753 amino acids. The transcript is spliced from 14 exons.